AUGAUCGAUGAAACGGAUCUUCAUAAACACGAUACUCUUCAAAAUGAAUACAAAAGGCUUGCUCAAAACUACAUUAAAAAUAGUUCUUCAACAAUUGCAGAAAUGAUUGAAAAUUUUCAGACCAAAAACAAGUCAUACCUUUUUGGUAUUACAAAUUUACUUGAAGAGAAUGCCGAAAAAAACGAGAAUAAUCAACAUUGGAUUAAUUUUAAUAUUAUUAAGCUUAAUGGAAGUUUACUUGGAUUUAUCAUUGAUUCAAAUGAAUAUAAGGUAGAUGAAAACAAAUUCAAAAACUUCUUAAAAACUAUAAUCAAAGAAGAAAUUAAAUUUAUCGAUUACAAUAAUCGCGAUGCAUCUUCUGCUUCUGUUGAAAAUAUUGCAAUUGCGAUGAGCCAGAUCGAAAUUUUUAUUCUUUUACUUCAAAAUGAAAAACAAGAGAUAGAAGAAAAAUUUCAAUCGUUAAAAUUGUUUCAGAAAACUAAUCAAGCAAUUGAAUUUGAAAAAUUGAUUGUCGAACAAGGUUUAAGUAUGAGAAUAAGAACGAAACCAACACUGAAAAAAAUUCUGUCCCCGUUGGAAUCAGUUCUUCAUAGUGAUACAGAAUAUAAAUUGCCAGAAAAAAAUCAAUUGAAAAUGUUAAGUAGUAUAUUGGCAAGUGAAAAUUUUUUACCACGAGCCAAUGAUGACAUUGACCUUGUAAAAGAAGUAAUUCGUUUUCUAGCCAUAUUGAAAGAUCGAGGAGAAGCAUUUAAUGAAGAAAUUAAGAAAAACGUUCGAAAGUACUUUAUAGAAAAUAGAAAUAAAUAUCAAGAAAAAAUUGAUGAAUUCAAUACUAAAUUACAUGAAAAUAGCCGAGAUACAACUGUUCAAGGUUGUUUAGAUUUAACUUUAAGAGAUCGACUAGAAUUCUUAGUUAAUAUGAAUAAAUUAAUACCCGAAGAAAUUAGUCUGAAUGAUAUUGAUGGGUUUUUCAAAUUAUUUUCGGAGAAAAAUCAACAACAGAGAUUAGAAAUGGAGAAAAAUCAAUUGAAGCUCUCGAAGGAAGGAAGUAGUCUAGAAGAAUCAAUGAGAAUCAGUAAUGCGAUAGGUGACAUUGAAGAAAAACUCGAUUAUUACGCAAGAAUAUCUGAAAUUAGUAAAGAAUUGGAUUUUAAUGAUUUAACUAUUAUAUUAGGAGAUAAACUGACCUUAAAUUCUAAUAAAGAAGGCUUUUCUUUUUCUCAAGAAACCUUUCAGAAAAUAUUCGAAAUUGGAAAAAUAACAGAAAAUAAUCAAGUAGCUUUAGCAGCUAUUAAAAUAUUCAAUUAUAAUGAAGCAUUUUUAUCCAAUGUAGAAGAAGUUGAACAAACAUUAGAUAAUAUUUUACCAAAAAUUAACCAGGAGGACACUGGAAUUGUUUUAAUGUUAUCGAAAAAACUGAAUAUUAGAAAUAAUUCUAGUUUAUUGAAAUUUCUACAUAAGAUAUUAAUCGACUAUCCGCAUCCAGAGGAACGUAAAGAAGCAUUUGAGAUUUUACAAUCAGUAAAAAUCAGGUCUGAGAGCAUGAAAUAUAUAAAUGAAGCAAUUAAAUUAGAAGACAAAUGUUUCAAAAAUGAUUCGAGUAUAGUUCGAGAUUGUUUAAAACAUGUUAGAAUGAGAUAUCAAUUAACAUUAAAUUGUUUCGAAGAAUUAAAAAAGCAUUUUUAUGAAAACGAAACUAUUGAAAUAAUCAUCGAAAUUCUUGAGCGAGAAAUACAAAAUUUACCAAAAGCUUUUAUUGAAAAUAUCUUGGAAUACGUUAAAUCAUCAGCAUGGGAAAAAGGCAAUCAAAUGAAUGUAUUUCGAAUGAUUAAAUCGUUAUUUAAAAUUAAACAAGUCAGUUUAAAAGAUAUUCCAAAUAUCGGUGAAUUAAUUGACAAUUCCAAAUCUUAUGGGGAUGGGAUUUUUGAUUUAUUAUUUCUUGAACAUCAAAAUGGCAAUGGAAUUCCAAAAGAUAUUCUUGUUAAAAUUAAAAUGGCUGAAAAAAACAGUCAAUAUGCACGAAAUUUAAUGAAAUUAAUCGAAAAAACGCCCACAGAUAUCGAUAUAUUCAAAAAUCCAAGGAAUAGCUUAGAAGUACGAAAAACUGCUUUAGAAAAUAUUAUCCAGGCCAAACAAAAUUAUACAUCAGAUACAGUCAAAUUAUUAGAAUCAAUAAUUAAAUUUGAUACAAACUUGAGAAUCGAUACAUUUAAAGCAUUGAUCGCGAUAUUACCAGAUAAUUUUAGUCAAACAACUGAUUUUAACAUUGAUUUAAUUGAUAUUGGAAAAUGUAUUGGAGACGACGAGAAGAUUUCUAUUGAUGACUUGACUCGUUUGAUACAUAAGGAUAAAAUGAAUGAAAACUUAGCAGGACUUUUACCAAUGAUAAUCAAUCGAAUUAUAAAUUCACAAGUUUAUGGUGGUGAUGGUAAUCGAGCUUUGGAAUUAUUAACUGAAAUAUCUGACGUAAAACAAAAUGAAAAAAUCAUUUGCGAUAGUUUACAAUAUUUGUUGAGUGUUACUUUCAAUACAACGAAUAAUAAACUUCGAGAAAAUAUUGUUAGAAUUAUACAAAACUCAGUAGAUGAAAUUGAACAAAAUAACAUUCAAAUAUUGAAAGAUCAAAUUGAUGGUACACAAAUUGAAUCUUGUUUAGCUGAUGAACUACGCGAACUUGCCAUUUUACAAACAUUAAAACUUGAUAAAAAUUCAUUGAAGAAUUUGAAAAAACGUGUUCAGCAAGGAUGUGCAAUAAGUGAAGAUCAAAUUAAUAUAUUGGUCGAUACUUUGGUAAAUGUUGAUGAGCAAGGACAAAAGCAAUCUGUCUACUCAGAGAUAAGUGAAAUAUUAUUUGAAAUAAAUCUUCGACAAGGUCUGAACAAUGCGAAUAUCAAUCGAAUCAGUCAGAAUUCUAAAUUACUGGAUUUUGUUGAUGUUAUGGGUAUUCUAGCUAUAGCCUUAAGUCGAAAUAUUCAAUUUCCAGAUCAAAUCAUCGAACGUUUUUGGAACCAAUGCUCGUCAGUCGAUCAUACAAAAGAUCAGAAAUUCAAAAAUUAUUUAAUUUGUGCAACAAAAGCAACAGUUGUCGUCCAACAGAAACCUGUACCGAUAUCCAUAUACGAAAAUAUUGUAGAUUUUCUAACUGACCAAACCGAGGCAAUUGAAACGAGAGUUCUUUGCGCAGAGAUUUUAUCCAAAGGAUUAAAGCAAAUUUCGAACUAUCCUCAAAUAAUACCAAUCAUCACUUUAUUGAAACAAGCUGCAUUAAUAAAACGAAGCAAUCGAAAUGAAGAUUUAUUAAAUAAACUUAUAUUUGAAAUUUUAGAAAAUCAUUUAGAAAGUGACUUUUUAAAAGAAUAUUACAUCCAAUUUAAAUCCAGAAUCGUCAAUUCUAAUGAAGAAUUAAAAGCACUCGAUAAUUUUAUGUUCACCAAUGAGAAGGUUGUUCCUGAUCGUGAUAAAUUCCAUCUAUUAUGUGCACUGAAUAACACAUUAUUCAAUCGAGAAAGAAUUGAUCCAACUAUUUUCAAUCAAUAUCCUGCCAAUGAAUGGCGAAAAGAAAUUUUAUCUAGUGAUUUACUAGCUGGAACAUUUGAAUUAAUCAAUCUCAAUGAUGGAGUCAGUGAAUUUGAGUUAAUAAAAUUCCGAAAUUCGAUUCAUUUAAUAAAUGAUUUUAUUCUUACACUCAAUCCAGAAAUUUAUUCAAUUGAAAAUUUGUUACAAACAUUAAUUGAUAAACAAAAUCUUUAUCAAAUUCCUCUUCAAAUGAUCAAUGAUAUUUUAUUAAUGCUGUUUGAAUCAAACGUGACAGAAGCAUUGGAUAUUGUCAAGCAAGAACAACAAACAUUUUUCACACAAUUACGUCAGUUAUGGUUAGAAACACGAUUGGAACAUUUUGCUAUCGAAUUUACAAAUGAAGAAUUAGGAGAAUUUAAUAUGUAUUUACCAUAUAGAAUAGAAAUAAUCAAUUUCGUUUUCAGUCAAAUUCAUGAAAAUACCAAAAUCGAUCAAUUAAUUUCAUUUUUUAGCAAACUAUUUCAAUGUGGUUUGACGACUGAAAGCAGAGAAUUCUUUCUAACAAAAGAAACAACAAAAAAAAUUAGUUUAAAUACUUUAACAUUCCGAUUGAACGAUCGAUUAGUUUGUGUAUUAUUAUCGAAUAAAUAUUCUAACUAUGCUCAAUAUUUCCGUGAUAGUGAAAAUUAUAAAUUAGGGACAAACGUUCCAUCGUUUGUAAAAAAUGCAUAUAACCAAGCAGACACGACAUAUUGGUACACGGGAGAAGAUAUCGCACAAAUCUCAUCGGAAUUGAUGAAAGAAUUUGACCUUCGAAUUACUCAAGCAUUAUGUCAACAAGUUGAUCGAGAUCUCUCGACAAUUUUAAUUGAGAUUUUGAAUGAAUAUAAACAAGAUUUGAAAACGACAAUUAUUCCAUUGAAUAUCGCUGGCAAUCAUUGGGUGACUGUAGCAAUAUUCUGUAAUCGAAACAAGCAGCAACAUGUUGUAUUAUACAAAGAUUCACUAGGUGAACAACAUCUCGUUGAAGAAAGAGAAAGAGUAGAAAAAAUCUUUACUGGUCAAUUGGAAAAUAUUCAAUUUAAAUUUCAUCGAUCAUGUGAACAAUCGGAUAGUUAUAAUUGUGGAGUAUUUACUCUCGCAAAUAUGCAUUAUAUAGCAGAGAACUUAUCUAAUAAGAAUCAACAAUCAUUUAUUGACAAUUUCCAUACUUCAAAUUUCACUACACAGAAACAAGCGGAUCAAUAUCGUCGUGAAAAAUUUCCAAAGAUGUAUGCUUUGAGUUUAUUUCAAUCCUUCAAACGGCGAAUCAAUGAAAACAAAGAAAUAGACUUAAAUUCAAAAGAAUUACUAAUCAAAAUCUCCGAGGACGAAGUUGAAACACUUUUAGACCAGCUUUGCGUGGAAGUGAAUGAAUCAAAUAAACAGAUUUUAUGUACAAAUUUAGGUUUAUCAAAUAAACAAUUCAUUAAAACUGAUAAACCAAUUGAUAUAAAAGAAUAUGAAAUCGUGAAAAAAUUACAUAGGAAAUUAACAAAAGUUUUACAUUCUGGCUGGGCGUUAAAAUCAAUCAAACAAAUAAUUGAUCACAUUGAUUCAGCAAAAAAAAUCCAAAGUUUAUUUGAUGCAUUAGAUCCAAUUUAUGAAUACGGUUUGAAAGAAUUUGAUAAUAAUAUUAAAGGAAAAAGUUUAAUUGAGAUUUUAACAUUAUCAUCAUCAUCAUCGUUAUUAUCAUCAUUAUCAUCAUGGUUCUUAUCGGACAGUUUAGCAAAACAAGUACAUGACUUGGCAGUAUUUCAAAUAUUUGGAGGAACUUACGAUAAAACUUUUCAACAAUUAAAAGAUGAUCUAUUAGAUCGAAAUCGAAAUCAAAAUAUUUCUUUUCUUCAAGAUAAAAAACUUAGCGAAGAAUAUCAAAAGGUUCAAACUGCAUAUGAAAAUAAAUCAUCAAUAUGUUCAGAUUUUGGAUUGAUUGAAGAAUGGUCAACGUCAGACAUCAAAACCUGGAGUGAAAAGAUCAAAGGAUUAACGUCGAAUUGUGUUAGUCAAUAUGAAAAAAUUGCAGUUGUGAAAAGAGCGGUGGAAAUAACGAGUAAAUUUCCACCGCGUGAAAUUCAGUUAUUAUCCGUAUUGAUAAUGCUAAAUUCUGAAAAAGAUAAGGGACGUCUAGCACAAAUCAAUACUGGCGAAGGUAAAACAACAAUUGUUGCAAUGUUAGCGGCCAUUAAAGCUCUGGAAGGACACCAAGUAGAUAUUGUCACGAGUUCACCAGAAUUAGCCACACCACAAGCUAUCCAGCAGAAAGAAUUUUAUCAACAAUUUAAUUUAACUGUAUCACAUAAUGGACAUGAUUUAAUUGAUAUUAAAAAACGAUAUAAUGCAGAUAUUGUUUAUGGUGCAGCAGGCAAUUUUCAAGGCGAUAUUUUACGUGAUGAAUACAGUAAAUUGGGCACUCGAAAUGGUCGAAAAUGUGAUGUAGCAAUUGUUGAUGAAGUUGAUUCAAUGUUAAUUGAUGGGAAAAAUCAUAUUGUGAUGUUGUCUUCACCAAUGCCAGCAAUGGACCAUUUAGAACCACUUUUAGCAGCGAUUUGGAUACAGAUUGGAGAGUUGGCCAAAUGCAUUGAAGAUAUAAAUGGUAUAAGUUAUUAUGUCGAUCAACCGGAUAUAUUCAACGAGGAUGGAACUAAAAAAUCUGAUCUAAUCGAACAUCUUUCUCCAAUCAAUGGCACAAAGGAAGAUUUUAUUAAAACUUGUACGGAAAAACAUAUACGAAAAGUGAUUCGAGAUAUUGAACAUUUACCAGAUGAAGAAGAUAAAAAAAUCCCUGAAAAAUAUCCCGAAAUUAAAAUUCCUAAACAUUUAAGACAAUUAGUAGUGGAAAGUCAGCUAACGAAAUGGAUUGAUAGUGCAAUUUAUGCUAAAUAUCGAUGUAAAAAUGAACAACAUUACAUUCUUAGAGAUGGAAAAAUUGCUCCAGUGGACGCGAGUAAUACAGGCAUUGUUCAGGCAAAUAUGCAUUGGAACGAUGGUUUACAUCAGUUUCUACAAAUGAAACAUGGUGCAAAAAUAUCUGCUGAAAGUUUAACAACAAAUUUUCUUUCCAAUGUUACUUAUUUCAGACGAUAUGGUUCAAAUAUUUAUGGAUUAACUGGGACACUUGGAAGUGAAAGUGCUCAAAGAUUAUUAAGCAAAAUUUAUCAAGUAGACAAUGUCAUUAUUCCACCAUUUAGAAAAAAACAAUAUCAAGAAUUAACACCAAUUAUUGUGAAUAAUGAAAAUGAUUGGUAUGAGAAUAUUGUUCAAAGUUCAAUUAAUAAACUCAACAAUGGUCGAGGUGUCCUAAUCAUUUCUAAAUACAUUGAAGAAGUAAAUGAAAUCAAAAACCGAUUGAUUAAAGCUGGGUACGAUGAAGCGAGAAUCAAGACAUAUAAAACUGAGGAUGAAUCCAAAACAGUUGAAGAAGAAAUGACACCUGGAAAAAUCAUUAUUGCUACAAAUAUUGCCGGGCGAGGAACAGAUAUUCGAGCGAAUAAAAUCGAAAUAAAUGGUGGAUUACAUGUUUUAGUGACAUUUCUUCCACCAAAUGAACGGGUUGAACAACAAAAUGUUGGCAGAACAUCGAGAACAGGAAAUAAAGGAAGCGGACAAUUUAUUUUAUUACAAAAAAAUGAAGAUAAUUAUCUAAAAUUAAAAGAAAUUCGAAAUCGAGAAGAAGAAAUUGGAAUACAUACGGCAGAGAAAGAAAUAGAAAAAGUAACGAUUAAAGACGCAAUAUUUGAAGAAUUUUGUAAACUACUCACAGAGAUUGGUGGAAAUGUCACUUUGAAAAACAAUCCAGAACAUAAAAUUCAAAUCCGAGCAGUGGAAGAUAGAUUUGGUAUUUGGUUAAAAUUGCAACAGACAACAACCAUGAAAGAAGAAAUGCUAAAGAAAUUUGAAAUCUUUCGACAAGAAAUUUUAAGUCAUAAAGAAAAAGACCAUCUAAUCCAAAAUCCAUAUUUUCAUGUUUUAAUUGGGAAUGAAUAUUUGAAAGAUAAAACGAACAAAAACAGACAAAAUGCUAUUCGUCAAUUUACCAAAGCAAUAGAACUAGAUGAACCUUUUCAAGUCAAUGCUUACUACAAUCGUGGAUACGCACGGCUUGUUGAAUGUGGAGGUAGUUACGAAAAAUAUAAAAAAGAAAUUGAUAAAGUAGUCGAAGAUUUUAAACGAGCAAAACAAAUCAUCGAAGAGAACUUGGAGCCAAUGUUACAUGUUAUUCAACAAGCAUCAAACUCCGAAGCUUUAUCUGAACAAGUAUCACAUAAAAUGACACUUUAUGGAAUACAAAAGAAUACAAUUGAAAUGACCAUUGGUCAAGAUAUAAAAUCACAGAUCGAAGUAUUAGUAAAAGAGAAACAAGAACAAAAAGAUGCAACAGAGAGAAGACGAAAAGAAAUUGAGAAUCAAUUGAAAGAAUUAAAAAGAAAACAAAUACAUCAAGAUCAACGAGAAUUAAUUGAAAAACAAAUCAAUGAAUUAAGAAAUGAAGAAAAAGAACAACUAGAUAGGAUGGUAGAUAGUGAAAAAGCAAUCAAUAAUCAAAUAAAAAAUUUACAAGUAAAUCAAGAAGAAAAAGAACUUGGAAUUCUUGGUAAAGCAUUAAAACAAAAGCACGAUAUUAAAAUCGAAGAUAUAGAAAUUGAACAAUCUUUACCACAAGAUGAAGAUAUUACAUUUUAUAAGGAGGAGAUUGAAGAAUAUAAAAAUAAUGGAUUUCGAGGAUCUUUCAAAGUAAAAGAUAUCAAACCAAUUGAUUGGAAGGCAGUUAUUGGUGUUGCUGCUCUUGGUAUGGCACAAUUAAUUGGAGGAGCAGCAAUUGCUGUAUUCACUCUCGGUGCUGGUACUUCUAUUGGUAUGGGAUUAAUUACUGAAGGAGUUAGUGAUCUUAUUACGGCAGUAAAAGAUGGUAUUAUUAAUCGAGAUUUUAGUUGGGUAUCAUAUGUAAUACAAAAAGCCAUUAGUUUGACUGUAUCUCUUGUAUGUGCUGGAUUGGGCGCAAUAAAAGAUGCUGCUAAAACUGCAGUUGCUGGAGUUAAAAGUAUUGGUCAAGUAAUGACAACAGCGGUAAAAGCAGGAUGGAAAAUAGCCGCAAAAGCUAUUGGAACAGGUUUAGCUAAAGGUGUAGCGAAAGAAUUAGUAACACAACUUGUUGAUUAUGGUGUGAGUAAAAAUUUGAUUCCCGUUAUACAAGAUGAAGUAAUGAAACGAAUUGAACAACCAAUACAAAAUGCAUUACUAGCCAAUGUUCGUGUGAAAAAAAUGUUAGAAUUAGAUGGAGCAAAUCGAAAUAGUUAUUAUGAACAUUUAAUUGAAAGUAAAGCAAUGCAAUUGCUGAAUUCAGAUAAGCAACAAAGUGCACUACUAACCAUAACUGUUGGUAUAGGUAGUGGAAUAGCUAAACAGAAAAUAGAAGGCUUAUCGACAAUAUUAAAUGCCGUUGAAGUCACGCGAGCUUUAGUUCAAUUGGAUACCUUUGUGCCCAAUUUUAUCGAAAAAUUAAACAGAGCAAUAAAUGAACUAUAUGAAGAACAAAAGAUAGAUGAGAAAGGAUCUCAAAAUCAAGUUAAAUCAGAAGAGCAGCAACAAUACACAAUAGAGAAAAAAAAUAUUGUUAACAGCAAAGAAGAAAAUAGCAGCCAAAAUUAUACAUCGAACUAUACUCCGGAAAUAUUAGAUGAAGAUAUUAAUGUUAAAAAUGUUAAAGAAGAACAACAAGUACAAUUGGAAAAAAAAAGUAAAUCUUCCGACGUGUUAUGUGGAAUAUUAGCAACGAGUGUAUCUGCGAAAAUGUGUAAUAUUAUACAGAAAAAAUUAAUUACUCCUGUUACUCAGACGGGCAUCAAUUAUACUAUGACAAAAUUGACAUCUGGGUUAGAUAAAAGUGUACAAGAUGAGAUUGGGAAUUUGCAGACCGUAAGAAGAACCCAGUUUUUUCAGGACGGAGAUAAAGGUAAUAGGAUACCCGAUGAAUUCAAAAAAGGAAUGCAUAAUCCGGAAGCGGUAAAGAAAGUAGGCGAAAUGAUAUAUGAAGUGGAAAAUGGCGGGGAAGCUGGAUUACCGCAUUUAGGACCAUUAAGCGAUGCAGCUGGAAGACUGAUAAAAGUGUUAGAUGAAAAUGGACAACUCGUAUACAUUAUUGGUGCAGAUAAAGGUGGUGAACCAAUCGAAGUUGAAUAUCAUAAACCAAAUGAAAACAAUCCUUCUGGACAUUGGACUUUACCAGGAGGAAAAGAACCCACACUUGGUGAUACAGGAAAAAAUAAUUGUUUGUUCAAUGUUGUCGCGCAAACUACAGGAGAAGAUCCUAAUGAAUUAAGACAAAAUACCGUUGCCAUAAUGAAAACUAAUAUAGGAAAUCUUGCAAAUCAGCUUCCUGAUUUUAUAAGAUUACAGAAGGAUAACAGAGAUGCACUAUUAUUAGGAGGAUUUAAGCAUCAUCUUGGUGAAGAACGAACCAGGUUACAUAAAUCUCAGGGUAGUAUACCUUAUGGAUCACCCAGAAAAGGACACCCAAACCACCAUGUACAAGGCAAUAUGUCGCUUGAUGAGAUAGCUAAAAAAUCAACACAUACAAAUUUUCUUAACGAAAGUGAUCAGAUCAAAUGUACCAAAGAGGGCAUGGACUACAUCAUUGGAAAUCAAAAACUUUCACAAGAUCUACAAUUUGUUAAAGCAGAAGUGACAUUCCCUUUGAAGAACCCGGUCCUCGUAACUAUUUCUGAGAAAAAUGCGGAAACAAAUUACGGUUUUGCUGACAGCGCCACACUUGUUCUGCAUAAUAGAAAAAAUGAUCAAAAUCAACCAGAUUCAUAUGGCCCUAUGCACGUGCAGACAAUCUUUGCUCAUCCAGCAAGUUUUGGAAACAGUCCCACAUAUAAACUUACAGUAAGCAGAAAAAAUCUUCAAACCAACGAAAUAGAAAAAACAACUACUACUCAUAUUCCGGAUGAACAAUGGGCGACACCAAGGAAGUGA
Molecule: messenger RNA, 10533 nt
Organism: Adineta steineri
Lineage: Eukaryota; Metazoa; Rotifera; Eurotatoria; Adinetida; Adinetidae
Source: the annotation of a GenBank genome assembly